AUGUUUGGAGGGAGCAAGCAGAGUAGAUUGAGGAAAGCUCUCGGAGCCAUCAAAGAUACCACCACGGUUUCAUUGGCCAAAGUCCACAGUGAAUAUAAGGAACUGGAUAUUGCUAUGGUGAAGGCCACCGAUCAUUACGAACGCCCUGCAAAGGAAAAAUACGUUAAAGCGAUUUUAGCUGCCGUUUCGGCUACUAGGCCUCGGGCCGAUGUUGCCUAUUGCAUCUAUGCUCUUGCACGACGAUUAUCAAGGACACGUAAUUGGGUGGUAGCACUGAAAACUUUAAUAGUGAUUCAUCGUGCUCUGAGGGAGGUGGAUCCUACAUUUCAUGAAGAAUUCAUUAACUAUGGCAGAAGUAGACGCCAUAUGCUUAACCUGUCUCAUUUCAAGGAUGAUUCCAGCUGCACAACAUGGGAUUAUUCUGCUUGGGUUCGCAGUUAUGCCUUGUUCUUGGAGGACAGGUUGGAAUGUUUCCGCAUCUUGAAGUAUGAUAUCGAGAUGAUCGGCCCAAGAACCAAAGGUUUGGACACUGCAGAGGCGCUUGAACAAUUGACAGCUUUGCAACAACUUCUUUUCCGUGUUCUUGGCUGUCAGCCAAUAGGGGCGGCCGCUCAUAAUCUUGUGAUCCAGUUGGCACUUUCUUUGGUUGCUUUAGAAAGUGUCAAUAUUUAUCGAGCUUUAAGUGAUGGUACAAUCAAUCUCAUGGACAAGUUCUUUGGCAUGGACCGCCCUGAUGCCAUGAGAGCUUUGAAUAUAUACAGGAGAUCCAGGUAUCAGGAGGAGGGGCUUUCAGAAUUUUAUGAAGUGUGUAAAAGACUUUAUAUUGGGCGUGGCGAUAUGUAUAUUAAGAUAGAGCAGCCCCCUGCAUCCUUUCUACAAGCAAUGGAAGAUUAUGUAAAUGAAGCUGCACAAGCUUCAACAGUGCGCAAAGAUCAGCAGAUUGAAAACCCCAAAAAAGUGUUGGCCGUUGCGUGCAAGAAAGCACCAGAGGUGGAGCAAUGGUCAUCACCUCCUCUGCCUGAACCGGAAGAAGCGGAGAAAGUAGAAGAGCCUAUGGUUGAACCGCUUGAUUUGUUGGGUUUAAACAAUCCUGCCCCGGUUGCAUCGAAAUUAGAUGGGAAGAAUGCCUUGGAAUUGGCUAUUGUUCCUCAAACAAAUUCUCCAGCUGCUUCUUUUCAAGCAAACGGUACUACAGGCUGGGAAUUGGAGCUUGUCACUGCUCCAAGCUCGAAUGAUAAUGCCACUGCCACUUACAAAAUGGGCGGAGGAUUCGACAAGUUUAUGUUGGACAGCCUGUAUGAGGAUGCAUUAAUCCAAUGUGGCUACCAGAAAGUCAGCUAUAAUCCAUGGGAACCACCUCCAACAUGUAAUGUCAUGAUGCAUGACCGCUUUUAUGGCUCCAACACGGUUGCUGUUUCACCUUCGGUCCAGAUGUCCACAGCGGCCAAUCAGCAUCAGGCUUUCAUGUUGCAGAAGCCGAUGAUGAAGAUGCUGGGUCCGCAACAGCCGCCUUCUAAUUCUUUUGGAUAUCCUUAUGGAGCCAGUGUCCACCCUUACUACUCAGGUAUGUCUGUUCAACCAUAUACAGGCCUUAUAUAGAUACGUCGGAUGAAC
Messenger RNA from Hibiscus syriacus, 1614 nucleotides. RefSeq names its product putative clathrin assembly protein At5g35200. Gene Ontology annotation, molecular function: 1-phosphatidylinositol binding; SNARE binding; clathrin heavy chain binding. Bases 1 to 1599 code for a protein of 532 amino acids. The transcript has 15 exons. Gene Ontology annotation, cellular component: clathrin-coated vesicle; clathrin-coated pit. Gene Ontology annotation, biological process: vesicle budding from membrane; clathrin-dependent endocytosis; clathrin coat assembly. Lineage: Eukaryota; Viridiplantae; Streptophyta; Magnoliopsida; Malvales; Malvaceae. The record is from RefSeq and is a predicted model, not a curated record.